CGUCGAUUGACGUUUGUGGGAUUUUAUAUUGCACUUCAUUUUAUUCACAGAAUAAAUACAUAGUGACUUGAUUUAUUUAUUUUAAUUAUAUUAUGAAAUAGUAAAUCAGUAUCGAUUGUAUGUUAAUAUCAACGAAUUAUAUUAAUGUGGUGUAUCAAGAAUUCAUGUGUAAAAUGCGGAUACACUAAUAAAGAAUAGAGCGGUCUACGAAGAGAUUAAAUAACCCCUUUAUUGUGCAACAUAAUAGAGGAGCAAUGAGUAAUGCAGGAGGUGUUAAUGCUAUGAACAAUUUACCACCUGGUGUCAACCCAGAGAACAAUUUGUUACCCGGUGGUCCAAUAAUAAACCAAGGGAUGAAUAGAAAUAGAAAUAAUAAUCAAAAUCCACUGUUCAAUGUUAGAGAACGAUUAUUCCACGCACUAUUUUUCAAAUUUGCUGUUGCAUAUGCUCGUACAUUCCCACGGCCAGUGAGAAGAUUCUUUGAGUUCCUUGUGCUUUUAAAAGCUCUUAUGGCAUUUUUUGUGCUUGCCUACAUACAUAUAGCAUUCUCAAGAACACCGACCACAUGUCUCAAUCAUGUAAAAGAUUCCUGGCCUAGAGAUGGUAUUUUACGAGUGGAGAUACUUAGAAAUCCAGCUCAAGACUACACGGUAGAACAGAGUUAUGCCAAAGAGAGGAAGCUUAAAAAUAGUAAAGAUGAUAUGAAUUCUAUGCUCGGAAUGUUGGCGACCGAAGGGUUUGUAAAUAUAGAAUCUUCAACUAAUGAAGAUAUCGAGGGCGAUGAGUAUCUGAGAGAUGGUACUGACUAUGGGAAUAUAACGAGAAUCCACAACGACAGUGAAGAGCCAGAACAGGUCAUCGAAACUGGUUUCUAUGUGAACAGUAAACCUGAAAUGGUGGCCAGUGACCAGGUUGAUCUGAACCAAACGAUCACACCUGGAGAAGACGUUGAGCCAUCUUCAACCAUAUGGGAAGGGAUUAUGGGUCUUGUUGAAGAUUUGGACAAGGAUACCAAAGUGAAUGAUGACACGCUCGAGGAGGCAGCGUCCAACGAAACAUCUAAAGACGAGGAUUAUAUUCUAGAAUAUUCUCUGGAAUAUGGUUUCCUUCGGUUGUCACCAAACGCUAGACUACGUUUUAAGAUACCCGUUAAAAUUGUCACACUGGAUCCUCAGAAGGAUGCGUGUUUUGGUGAUGCCUUCUCACGUUUUGUUCUGGACGAAUUCCUUGGCUAUGACGACCUGUUGAUGGCAUCCAUUAAGAGUUUAGCUGAACAGGAGAAUAAUAAAGGGUAUUUGAGGAAUGUUAUAACGGGUGAACACUAUCGUUUUGUGUCGAUGCUGACAGCUCGCAGUUCUUACAUAGCCGCCUUCUUCAUUAUGCUAGUAUUUACCGUUUCUAUAUCCAUGCUGCUGAGGUACGCCCAUCAUCAGAUCUUCGUUUUUAUAGUGGAUCUUCUGCAGAUGUUGGAAUUUAACGUGACCGUCUCGUUCCCAGCGGCGCCACUGCUCACAGUUAUUUUGGCAUUAGUCGGUAUGGAGGCGAUAAUGUCGGAGUUUUUCAACGACACGACUACAGCGUUCUACAUCAUCUUGAUAGUGUGGAUCGCUGAUCAGUAUGACGCUAUCUGUUGUCACACAGCCAUAGCCAAGAGACACUGGCUGAGAUUCUUCUACUUGUACCACUUCUCUUUCUACGCCUACCAUUACCGAUUCAACGGGCAGUACAGCAGCCUGGCACUGGUUACUUCCUGGCUCUUCAUACAACAUUCCAUGUUGUACUUCUUCCAUCACUAUGAGUUGCCGGUGAUACUACAGCAGGCUCAUUUGCAGCAAGUUUUACUUCGCACUCACCACGGCAUGGGUGGCAUGAUGGGUUUAGCAGGUAUAGCUUCCUUGGCGAGUGGCGCCGCCUACCAUGACGCUCCCGGAACCGGGACCCAAGCCACACCACCAACCACUCAAUCUACCACCCAAACAGUCCAAAACACUGUCCAAUCAACCACCCAGACGUUCCCUUCCGUCUCAACCGUCCAAACGAAUACGACUCACACCGGCGACGUGUCUUCCCGAGCUACUUCCACCGAAACUAUAGCGAGCGAAACUAACACUACAGCUACAGACGAAGAAAGACCUGUUACAGCAACAGCGGCUGAAGUUACAAACGACAAAAAGACGACUGUCGAUGGCAUACAAAUAGUAGAGAUCAGGAGGAAGACUUCGCACGAGGAUAUUAAAGUUGUAAAAAGUACCAGCUCAUCUGCCAUCGCAGAAGACACGCAGCCGGGUGGUACCAACGAUAUCAUGAACAUCAACGAACGGAAACUAGAUAGUUUGUCACUCGACCGGAGACGGUCUCAGACGGUUGGAGCCAACGAGCCCAACCCACCAGAUGAGGCCGGUGAAAUAGCUAACGAGAAAAUAGCGCCCAGAGCGUCACCAGAGGCUGACGACCUAGACUAAUACGAAACCGCUUCAAUGACACGAUUUCUACACUUAUAAGUUAAAUUUAGUCAGAAGACGGCCGUAAUGUUAUAUACAAAAAAUAUAAUGUAGUUAGGUAUUUUAACGGAACUUGCUAAUAGCCUUGAAAUAGAUGUCCGUCGUGGUAAGACAGUCGAACAAUAAUGAAGUGCUAGUUGUUGGUAUGGUCCGCGCGGUCUGUGUAGGACGUUAUGGGUCUCUUCUCAUAUAGAACGGUGAUUGUAGUUUAAGUUAUGGCUGCCACUACAGCGAGUGUAAAUAUAUAGAUAUCUAUAAAUAUUUAUUAGGUUUCCAUUGUGUUGAUGAAGUUUUUCAUUUGUUAAUUUGAAAAUGCUUUAGUGAUAGUGAUAGGUGCUGGAGGACGGCAUGUUUUCAUUCAGUGAUUUAGUUUUAUCGUAAUAAAUAAUUUUUUUUUUGUUUAA
Messenger RNA from Danaus plexippus (monarch butterfly), 2905 nucleotides. RefSeq names its product membralin. The record is from RefSeq and is a predicted model, not a curated record. Bases 255 to 2462 code for a protein of 735 amino acids. NCBI's taxonomy places the organism in Eukaryota, Metazoa, Arthropoda, Insecta, Lepidoptera, Nymphalidae. Gene Ontology annotation, cellular component: endoplasmic reticulum. The transcript has 11 exons. Gene Ontology annotation, biological process: positive regulation of ERAD pathway; response to endoplasmic reticulum stress.